Messenger RNA from Dioscorea cayenensis subsp. rotundata (Guinea yam), 2264 nucleotides. RefSeq lists its product as uncharacterized. The transcript has 14 exons. Gene Ontology annotation, cellular component: Golgi membrane; Ric1-Rgp1 guanyl-nucleotide exchange factor complex. Gene Ontology annotation, biological process: retrograde transport, endosome to Golgi. The coding region runs from base 253 to 1893 and encodes 546 amino acids. The record is from RefSeq and is a predicted model, not a curated record. Lineage: Eukaryota; Viridiplantae; Streptophyta; Magnoliopsida; Dioscoreales; Dioscoreaceae.
AUUAGGAAAGCUAAUGAAGAAGAGAAGCGUUUUAUUAAGGACUGGAUCUGGUUUUGGUUUCCUUGCCGUGUGAUUUCAACGGUGUGGAUUUCGUUCCUCUUCUCUCGCUCGCUUUCGCAUUCCCCCGCGAAAUCCCAUCGCGAUCUGUCAUUCGUUUGCUCCCAAAUUCUGGUUUUGAUCACAGAUCCGUUGUUUUAUCUCCAUUUUGAUGUUAGAAAGUUCGUGAUCCUUGCUCCUGUGAGGUGGGAGAAGAUGUCACUGAAAGGCUUCUCCUUUUUUGGGAUUGGAGCCUCUAAUGAGGAGAAAAAGAGGAGUUCGUUUGCAAAAUCUGAAAUUUCACCUUCGUUGAAGCUCCAGACAGGCAAAGAGAUAUAUAGGCCGGGUGAUACAAUCACUGCCACUAUAGAAAUUUUCAGUCCUAAGUUGUCGAAUGAGGAGACACAGAAGGAGCAGUUCGGCUAUGCUUUUGCCUCGUUGCUUGUUGAUAACCUUACAUUUGAGGUUAAAGGGAUUGAGAAGCUGGACACUCAGUGGUUUGCAACACCAAAACCUCCGCCAGGAUCAAAGCGAAAUAGAGGUGAGCAUGUUUUCUUGGAUUGUUCAACCCCAUCAAUGGUUUCGAAAGCUAUAGUGUCAUCUGGAUCUACCAAAACAUAUAUAGUACGAGCAGAAUUGCCAAAGGUUUUACCACCAUCAUACAGGGGCACGACCAUCCGCUAUACGUAUUAUGUUAAAACCACACUUCGUGGACGAUGGCUUAUGUUGGAGAAUGGGCAACAUAGUCGAGAGUCUGCGGAUGGCCAAGUCCAACUGGAAGCGCGCGCUCCAUUGCAAAUUUGGGUCACUCAAAAAACCUACAACUUACUCAGUGAAGGUGGCCUAUCAGUUGCAACAGAUCAAAUGGAUAUAUACUGGAAAGAGAAGGAUUCUGACUCUGAAUGGACUAGAGCAAAUGAAAUUGUUGAAGGAUUUGAAGAAGGAUAUGAUAGCUCAAGAGAUGAGAUAUCAUCUGUGUCCUCCUACAAUCCUACUAAAGGGAACCUUGAUCUGUCCUUCAGAAGUUCAUUAUCCUUACAAUCAAUGGCGACAAAGGCAUCUAACAAUGAGGCUCUGUAUUCGCAAGGAGCACGCACCAGUUCUUCAUAUAUACCUAUAUCUCAGCUGUUGGUAGCUGAGGUCAUAGAUGAUCCUGGGGCUGGAUUUGUAUCACCUCAAGAGAAGAUCAAUGUGUCCACAUCUGCUCUUUCUCCAAGUGUCCCAUGGAAAUCAGGCUCCCCCUUUGCCAAUGAUGAUGGUGGAGCACCAUCUGCAGCAAAAUCUGCUGAAUCUGCAGCAUCAGAGGGUUUUAUUCGAGGAAGAUCUUACAAUAUAAGGAUAGAUGAUCAAGUCUUGCUACGAUUCUCCCCUAAGAACUCAGAUUCAACCUACUACUUUGGUGAUUUGAUUGGUGGUACUCUGACCUUUUUUCAUGGUGAAGGCCCCAGGAGAUGUCUUGAGGUCUCAAUAACCCUAGAGACUUCAGAAACCAUCAACCAGCGCUUUGCACAUCCUUCAAGAAGGAGCUCUCUGACAACCACCAAGGUGCAAAGUGAUCACCAUGAGGUAGUUUCAGAUUUGAUGCAGACAAGUUUUCUCUUUUCAAUUCCUAUUGAUGGACCCAUGUCCUUCUCCACACCUUACAUAUCUGUGCAAUGGGCUCUUCGGUUUGAAUUUUUCACAACUCCAAAACACUUGGACAUAUCUAGGUAUGAGCAUCCUCUUCUUGUUGAGGAUAGAGAAAAGGGUGAUUGGGUUCUUCCCUUGACUGUGUAUGCACCUCCUCCUCGCACUCAGCCUGCAAAUUCAAAUAAUGAGAAACCUUCAUCCCUUGGAAAUAUGUGGAUACACACUUAAAGAAUGGCGAUGUUAAUGCAAACGUUUUCUCAGUCCGAAUGGUUCGGACUCGGACCCGUAUCAGCAUCAAUUGUUAUCAGAGUUAUGUUUUCAUGGAACUCCAAGUGAUCAUCAUAUGCUUGAAUUGAAGGCUGAGGAAAAAUGAGAAACAAGAUGUCAUUCUCUUGGACAACUUAACCAGGAAGACCAUUUCUUAGUCCAAGCUUGAUUGUCUUAGAAAAUAUUCUGCUUUAUUGGCCCUCGUUGAAUUGAUGUUACUUCCAACCAUUUUUCCUGGUUUUUUUUAGUGUAUUUUGAGAGCAGGAUUUUUAGUCACAUAUUCCAGGGAUGCUCUUCUUUUUUCUCGUUUAAGUUUCCAUCAAUGUGACCAA